GACAUUGUACAUCCAGCGCCCGACCCACAUGUCACAACACACAACCCUGUGAAUGUUUGGCGAAUUUAUUCCACUUUAUAGCAGUAUUUCGACGGAAAAGAGGGAUUGUUGAGCGCUAAGCAGCAAUGGAACGAUUUGGUAUCCCAAAGAUGGACAGACGUCCAGAUGGAAAACCAGUCCUUUCGUCAUGUCACAUCAGCCUGAUGCACAUCCCGCCAGUACGUUAGGAGAGAUUUCCGACUGUAAACUUUUUAUCAAAGAGGAUUCAAGGGGGAAAAAAUGUCCGACAGCGGUGAUGGCGAUAAAAUGUUACCCCCCUUAAUACCAGAUUCGCAACUUCAAGACAUGAUGGACCAUCAUGCACAGAGGAUGCACUGGCUCCACCAGCUCAUCAAAAUGCAGCAGUUAUUCCGCACGUCUGUGGUGGCUGGUGAUCCACAGGAAUGUAAAGAUGUCACCAUGACUCCACGUGAUCCCAGAUCAUCGAAUGUUGUAGACCCAUCCAUCCUGUGGGGCACCUUCCCCCCUGGCGUGUUAACCUCAGGCGCAUUGCAGUCAAGAGUAACGCAAUCAAUUAAAUCGGACGUGACUACUGCAGUUGAUUAUACUACCUCUCAGAGUGGGCCUUCUGAUGUUACUUCUAAAUUCAAUUCCAGAAGUCGACUUACUGCUGCCGCACAAAAAAAUCAAAUUCAGCCCAAGGCGCCUGCGAUGAUCAAACAGGGUAGGGGGCCUCUCUGCAGUGCAAACUCCCACGAACAGAAACCUUUGCAUCCGUUUAGACUGACCUCUCCCACUAGACAACUCGUCAACGAUUCUUCAGACGCCCAGACAGUUGGAGGUUCUCCUUCAGCAUUCAACAAGAAAAGUCUACCUCAGUGCCCGGACUUGACAGCAUGGUCAGGUUUGAAUAACCACCAGACAUCCUCUUCGGAUGUUGAUUUUACCCGCGCCUGGUUGGAUUUGCAUUCAGUACUGGAUCUGAGCACAAAAAAUGCAAACCAUUCUGCUGCAUCCUCAUCAGGUUCGUCAUCGAAGAAGGAGCUUCGGAAGUCAGUGAUAACAGCUCCAGAUUUACAUGGUCAACAGCACGGUCCAUGUUUUAGUCAAGACACCUUGUCAAUGAAGCACGCACAUCUGGCCAGGAAUUCAGAUCAGUUUGUGUCACCCAACGCCUGGUCAGAACGUAUUCCCUUUCCCCUGUUGAAUGCGGACUCCACCGAUGUGAAUAAAACCACCUCUCGUGCUCCUGAAACCACUUUGACUUCUCGGAACAGAGAAGGGUCACUCAAAGAGUGUCAUGGCGCAGGAGGCAGAAUAACAGAGUCUCAGGUGAAGGUGGAACGGGUCGACGAGGAAUACAUGCCACCGAGAAGUCUUGAUUCCAUCUCUCAAACAGUUGCUUCAGAAAGCAGGAACUCUACUCCGUUUGAGCAGCUGGCAUUCAAGCGAUUCUCAUCGCAUGAAACGCCAUUCUCGAAGUCCGUCUCAAAGUUUUUCUCAUCCCCCGAGACUUCUCUUUCUGCAACAACAUCAGCAACUCUUGAGUUUUUGGAGUCGUCUAAGGAACAAUCGCUGAACGUUUCCUCCGAUUCUGCGGAUGAAAAACCGCAAGAUUUAGGUGAACAGGAGACAGCGCCAGAGGAAAAUGCGGAAAGUGUGAACUUGAAAAUGAAGCCACCACCUGACAAGAAAUGCCCGAUUUGUGAAGACCUGGUGUCCGGCUACCAUUACGGCAUGUACUCUUGCGAGAGCUGCAAGGGCUUCUUCAAGCGGACGAUUCACAGUAAGCGCUUUGAGAAGCUCAAAUGUGUCAACGGUGGGACGUGUGUGAUCACUCUGAAAAGUCGUAAGGUGUGUGCCUCAUGCCGCUUUCAAAAGUGCCUUUCACUGGGGAUGAAGUUUGAAGCCAUCAGGUCCGAUCGCCAGCGUGGCGGCCGCAGCCUGUACAACGGAUCUUCUGAACAACGUCGCCUCAGCAAGUUGGAAGAGGAAAAACAGAACCAGUUGAAGUGUUCUCAGCCUAAGAAGCGCAAACGGAGAGAGUCUACAUGUAUCUCAUGUAAACCGCCAGUCGCAUCAGAUAAAAGCGCCAACUCGACGCAGUCAAACAAGACUUUGACAGAUUCUGAGAGUGUCGCUUUGUCGCCGCAGCUGAGCAAAACAGAAGCGCCAGAACAUCGAAAAGACUUGAAAGUCGAAUCCAAACUACCCAAAGUGGUCUCUGUUCCAAAAAUUAUUUUGGAUCUGUCGGACAAGGAGAAAGAUUUUAUCCAGCAGUCCUUCCGAGAUUGCUGCCUCUGUAUCCUACGGGAAGAGAAGAACUUGAUUGUGACUCUGAGUCACAUCAUCAACCACACAAUGCUGCCUCUCAUCAGAUGGGUUCAGGGUCUUCCACUCUACAGGGAACUAACGAUCGAAGACCAGAUAAGACUACUGCACAGAUCAGUCCUUAAUCUGCUGUGUCUAAAGCUAAUCUUCUACUGCCUGGACAACAAGGGUCGACUUCUGAUGCCACAGAACCAGGUCAUUGACCUGAACGACUUCAGCGUGUCAAAGUUCAACCAGCUGGUACAUAAGAUCACCAAUAUUGGACACCAGCUACACAGUAAUGGCCUGAACAUGACGUCAUUCGUCUGCUUGAAACUUAUUUUGCUACUGAAUCCAGAUACACCGAUGCUUCAGAACAGGCAGCAGGUCCGCUCCUACCAAGAGUCCAUACAGAACACCUUCUUUACCUUCAUGUCCAAAGUGGAACCCAAAAACAGACGCCAAGCCGGGAAUCUGAUGCUGAGCCUUGCGGCGAUAGAGCGCGUCUGCCAGCAGGUCACUCUGGAGACCGUCUGCCACCUUGAGGUCGUCGAUGAGAUGUUCCGACUCGGCACCGACACUUCCCCGGAAAAGCCAUGGAUUCAGUGUAGGUUUUCGUGAGAAUGUGUUUUUAGUGUUUCUGCUUUUGAUUAUUGUACCUGUGUUUCUAUUGUUUAAAAACUCUUGGGAUGUACUUAAAGGCACUGGGCACCUUUGGUAAUUGUCAAAGACCAGUAUUUUCACUUGGUGUACUGCAAAACCAAAAUUUAUAUUUUUUAUACCGAUGCAAAAUUUACAUCUGUUAUAUAGCGGUGUGGUACUCACUGCCAAAACAUAUGAUUCGAAAUGCUCUGAUUUUUUUUGCAGGACUCGGCAAAGCACCGAGUAUACAUUGCGUACACACAUCGGUGUAAGGGUUAAAACCCACAGUAAAUCUUUCAAGGAACAGCAACUUUACAAAGUUGGCAUUAAGACCUGACAAGUCUCACGCGUCAGAACAAGAACACAUGUACUUUAAUCAAAUCUUUAUGUUAAAUUUUAUCUAUGAAAAAAAUACUCAUAACUAUGAUUUUUUGAAAAUGAGUUAAUUUUUUAUAAUAAAUAUACAGAUAAUUUGUUUAAUUUUAUUGAAACAAACUUAAAACUCUGGGACAAGGAAGCUUAUUUUAAUUUUAACAUAGAGCGUGACAAUCAAGCGAAUCAUAAACCAUGAUUCAUAAAUACCUCAGUUUCGCUAUUUCUAUUGGUGGAGAGCACGUCACGUGGGUGUGUAUAAACCUUUG
Messenger RNA from Asterias rubens (European starfish), 3593 nucleotides. Its product is annotated as nuclear hormone receptor FTZ-F1 beta-like. The record is from RefSeq and is a predicted model, not a curated record. Gene Ontology annotation, molecular function: zinc ion binding; RNA polymerase II cis-regulatory region sequence-specific DNA binding; nuclear receptor activity. Gene Ontology annotation, biological process: tissue development; regulation of transcription by RNA polymerase II; hormone-mediated signaling pathway. Bases 280 to 2931 code for a protein of 883 amino acids. The transcript has 5 exons. Lineage: Eukaryota; Metazoa; Echinodermata; Asteroidea; Forcipulatida; Asteriidae. Gene Ontology annotation, cellular component: RNA polymerase II transcription regulator complex.